CUCCAGCCCCCUGUUUCGCUUCUGGCAGAGGGAGUCCAAGAUGAUACUGGUCCGACACCGCCAAUUGCCCGAUGCCCAAUCAAUCCGCAGAUAAGGGAAAUGCACUGGCAACGAUUUCGUCAUCAAGGUAGCUGACCUUGGCUCUUAUAAGAGUACUAUACCACCCUCCCCAGAUCCCCCGGGUCCCCCAGAUUAGUGCCCUUUGCGCAAAACUGUGUUGGGACCCUUGUCAAAAUGGCCAAAGCCGAGAAAGACUUCGACAGCGAGACGACGGGCCUGGAGAUGAAUGCGGCCGAUGGCGGGGAGGCUUCUGUAGCAAUAUGCAGCGUCAAGCCCAAGGUCCACUUCAACCUCUGGCAGACCCUGGGCAUGAACUUCUCAAUCACAGCGACCCCCGUCACCGUGGGAGUCUACACGGCUCUCACCAUCGGACUUGGCGGCUUUCCGUUCUACAUCUGGGCCCUCGUGGUGGCCUCAUUCUUCCAGCUCAUCACCUGCCUCGCCAUCGCCGAGCUCGCUUCUGCCAUCCCCCAUUCGUCUGGCCCCUGCUUCUGGGUCCAGCACCUGGCGCCUCCCAAGUAUUCGCGAUUCCUCGGAUAUCUGACCGGAUGGCUCACGACGGCGCUCUGGUGGUUCUUGACGACCGGAGCCAACCUUUUCCUGUGCCAGCUGACCCUCGGAGCGGCGCAAGCCAACAACCCGGGCUACCAGCCGCCGCAGUGGCACUACUUCCUGGUCUACUGCGCGUGGACGACCAUGGACUUCCUCCCCAACCUGCCGCGACUUUUCAAGGUCCUACCGUACAUGUUGACCGCCUGCGUCGUCGUCAUCAACGCGACGGCCGUCUAUCUCCUGGUGUCCCUGCUCGUCCGCGCGACCCCGAAACAAACUGCACAUACUGUGUUUGUGCAAGUGGUCAAUGAAUCAGGCUGGCCGUCCAACGGCGUCGUCUUCUUCCUGGCUCUCACCCCGGGCCUUUUGCUGGUCGCCGGCUUCGAUUCGGUCACCCACAUCACCGACGAGCUCGAAACACCGACCAAGCAGGUCCCACAGGUCAUGAUCGGCUCGGCCCUACUCAGCGCGGUGACGGCGCUCAUCAUGGCCAUCGUCUACUCCUUCUGUGCGGUCAACGUGGCCAAUCUCCUAAAUCCCUAUGGGCACCAACCGAUAAUCCAACUGGUUUUCGACACGCUCCGGUCGCCGGCUUUGGCGACCCUGGCAUCAGCUCUCAUGAUACUGGUGGGUUAUUUCGCCGCCGUCGCCACCUUCACCAGCUGCAACCGGCUAUAUUGGUCCUUUGCGCGCGAAGGCGGUCUUCCCUUCUCCCGGGCCUUGGCUAGGCUCUCUACAAGCGAUGCCCUCCCCCUCAACGCAAUGCUCGUCAACUACGUCCUGACCCUCGGCUUGGGCACCAUCCAACUGGGCUCUCUGACCGCCCUCAACGCUCUCGCCGGGUCCGCCGUCGUUUGUACGACGCUGACAUACUCCCUCCUCUUCGGGUUGCUGCUCUGGCGCGGGCGCGACUUUCUGGAUUCGGAUCGGUGGUUCAAUCUGGGCCGCUUCGGCACCGUCGUCUACGUCGUGGCCAUGGUCUGGUGUAUGUUUGUCACCGUCUGGCUUUGUUUCCCCCUGUACCUUCCCGUCACCCUGCCGUACAUGAACUGGACCUCGGUCGUGGUCGUGGGUAUUUCGGUCCUGUCCGUCGGCUACUGGUUCCUGUUUCGACCCCAGCCUCUACAGGAUUGAUCCUUGUCAGAGAGGAGUCUGCCUCCUCCGAGGGCUGUGAGGAGGGUGGGGGACAUGGUAGAGAAGGAAGACAUAAGGAGGGGAUCCUUGAACGUGGACUCGCGGAGAGAGGUGAUUGUUGAGCCACAACAGAAUUAGUAGUGAUUUAUCAUUGCUUGACCUCGAGAACAUUGGUGCGUGGUUGUCGCAGCUCAUCUCCUCUCUGGUGGGCGUGCAAAGACAGUAAGGCCGGACUUUUUUCGAGGGACUUUCAACGGAAAGUGGCAGGCUGCACUAAACAGUUAAAGGGUUCUAGGCUACUAAUUAUUUGAAUCUCA
Molecule: messenger RNA, 2063 nt
Organism: Exophiala oligosperma
Lineage: Eukaryota; Fungi; Ascomycota; Eurotiomycetes; Chaetothyriales; Herpotrichiellaceae
Exons: 2
Coding region: 235-1746 (503 amino acids)
Biological process (GO): transmembrane transport
Cellular component (GO): membrane
Molecular function (GO): transmembrane transporter activity
Source: RefSeq, a predicted model, not a curated record